This is a messenger RNA of Cylicocyclus nassatus, 443 nucleotides long. The record is from the annotation of a GenBank genome assembly. NCBI's taxonomy places the organism in Eukaryota, Metazoa, Nematoda, Chromadorea, Rhabditida, Strongylidae.
UGGUAAUCUUCAUAAUGCUAGUUGUUUCAAACAAUCCAUUAUCUCUCAAUCAGAGGUCAAUCAUGCUACUAUACCACUUGACCGAUUUCCGGAAGCUAUUACAAGUAGACGCAUGGGUUCAAGCAGCCAUGAUGGCCUUCGCUACAUCAGGAUUGGGGGAAGUUACUGUAUUUUGCAUUUCGUCAUUUCGAAGUCCUCGCAGCAAAUAUUUUUCGACCUCAACUUUCAUAAUUAUCGGACGAUUAGUUAUUUGUAUCAUCGGACUAUUUUCGUUGUUAGACAAAUUUUCUUUACUCAAACAAAGGUAUCCUGAUUACCGUGAACCUUCCUAUAACUCGGGUUCUUUAUCUUCCAUUUUACUCACCACUGAUGUCUACAGUAUCUUUAGUGACUUUCCACAGCGAAUGUUUGACCAUGCCGAGCUUCUGCUUAUCUAUCACAUG